AUUUCAUUUGUUCGUAAUUUAAAAAGUGCCACUACUAUUGUAACGUCAUUUUUGAUAAAGCCGAAAAUUGUAGUGGCUCAAAAGCUCAUGUUCAUAAAUUACCAAGACACAGCAAAGGACAAAUAAUCAGACAUUGCUAAAGUUUGUGAGUUCGUUAAGUCAAUAAUCGCUAUAAAAAAAUGAAUAACAUUCGUGUGUUUCAACGUUUGGGCCGUUUGGUUUCGAAUCCAAAUGUUCAACAACAAACUCGUCGAACAUUGUAUCCUCAUUAUCUUCGAUACAUGGCCGUGAAUGUUGGCCCGAAAAUCAGUACACCUGAGAAAAUUGUUGUCUAUCUGGGAUUUUUAUUCGGAAUUCUUGGACCAGCGACAUACAUUAUGUAUGAUGUUGGCAAAAAACGUCCUGAUAAUAAACAAUAGAGGAAUGGUUGUUGGUCGAAAUUUGAUUCAAUUUGAAUCGAUUAAUUUCUGUCUUAUUAGAAUUUUUAUUAUGCCUAUAAAUUUGAAUACGAUGUAUAAAUAAAACAGUUAUGUUCUA
Messenger RNA from Dermatophagoides pteronyssinus (European house dust mite), 537 nucleotides. RefSeq lists its product as uncharacterized. The record is from RefSeq and is a predicted model, not a curated record. NCBI's taxonomy places the organism in Eukaryota, Metazoa, Arthropoda, Arachnida, Sarcoptiformes, Pyroglyphidae.